GACAGCUUUCCUCGCGUUUUUGAUCCCACGAUUCUGACAGGCAGCUGAUUCAGAUUUUUUCGCUCUCGCGUUGGCAGCACGCCAGGAUCGUCGUCCAUAAAGUCGUCAAGAAAAAUUGCAACAAAUUUCGCGGAUUCCGCGGUUGUUAGUUUCAUUAAUUGUGCAAUCUGUGGUGUUGGAUCUUCUGCGGCAGUGGUCAAAGCUUUAGGAUUCAACGGGACACCAGAAGGGGUCCAAGCACAAACCUCCCGAUGUUGACACGUGUUUGAGGUUAGAAUACUCUUUUCUCUGAUUGGGAAAAGAAUUAAAAAUUGGAUCUUUCGAAGAGAAAACGCAGUAGCAGCAGAAAGGCCAGAAAUAACGUAAAAGAGGCGUUCGUGUGUUGUUACAUAAAGUGUAGAGCAUUGGAGGAUAGGGAGAAAUGGCAACAGGAGAGCGAAUACUGACGGUCGCGCUUCGCACCAAUUACGACAUCCGCCGGCUGGAGGCUGCCGACAAAAAGUGGGAAUGCUUGCUGUAUCUGCACGAUUCAAAACCGAUAGAUCCGGAAUGUCCACCGACGAAGGAAGAACUAGCAGCUGCUGGACUAUUACCGACUCAGGAGGAUCGCCAGAAGUCGCCGGAAGAAGAAUCCAAACAGGAUCCGGGAGUGCUGUUCGACAAACUAUUCAAGUUGGACGUUGACUAUCUGAAGAGUCUGGAUCCGAAGGAUUGGAAGAAUCAGGAUCACUACGCUGUGCUUGGUUUGAAGAAGAUGAGAUUCGAGGCCACUGAAGACGACAUCAAGCGCGCCUACCGUAAGAUUGUACUGAAACACCAUCCAGACAAGAGAAAAGCUCUCGGCCAGGAGGUGAAACAGGAUGAGGAUUACUUCCAUUGCAUUACGAUGGCCUACGAAACUUUGGGAACGUUGAAAAAUCGUCGCGCUUUCGAUUCCGUCGAUCCGGAGUUCGACGAUGCACUGCCGUCGCAGAAUGAAGUCAAGAAGGAUUUCUACGGAGCAUUGAGAAACGUGUUCAAGAGGAAUUCUCAAUGGAGCGAAUCGAGAAAGCCAGUUCCCCAGCUCGGCGACGAAAAUACGGAGCGUUCCAAGGUCGAAAACUUUUAUGAUUUUUGGUACAACUUUUCAAGUUGGAGAGAAUUUAGUUACUUAGACGAAGAAGACAAGGAAAAGGGACAAGAUCGUGACGAACGUCGGUGGAUUGAGAAGCAGAACAAGGCUAUCAGAUUGCAACGCAAGAAGGAGGAAUCAGCGAGAAUACGAACAUUAGUUGACUUGGCUUAUAACAACGAUCCGCGUGUUGUCAAGUUUAAGAAAGAGGACAAGGAUCGUAAGUUGGCAGCAAAGCGAGCCAAGCAGGAUGCCUAUCAGGCACAGAAAGCUGAGGAAGAUCGAUUGGCUAAAGAAGCGGCUCUAGCAAAACAAAAGGCAGCAGAAGCAGAACAAAAACGCAUCGAAAAUAUUCAAAUCGAGAAGGAAAAAAUGAAACGUGCCUUAAAGAAGGAACGAAAAAUCCUUCGGGAUGCAGCCAAGGCCAACGAUUACUACACGAAAGACGAAUCGGAACGUCUGAAACAUCUGGAGGGUGUCGAGAAAUUAUGUGAAUCGCUGAAACUAUUGGAACUGCAAGAAUUCAACAAAGAGCUAAGUUCGGGUGGCCGAAACGUUUUUGUGAAGGCUCUUGAUGACAUGGAGGCAAAAUUGGAAGAAGAACGUCGUGCUCAAUCUUCUCAGAGUCAAUCUAUUCCUAAUAAUGCCGGUUUAAAGGUUGUGAAUCGCAAAGCCCUUUGGAGUCACGAUAACGUCCAGUUGCUUAUCAAGGCCGUAAAUCUGUUUCCGGCUGGGACGAUUUCUCGCUGGGAUGUCAUUGCCAAUUAUCUCAACCAACACGGUACAAAUUUGGGCGAUAUGAAGUUCUACGCCAAGGACAUUUUGAACAAGGCCAAAGAACUGCAAAGCGGUGAUUUCUCUAAGAGCGAUCUCAAAACGGUUGUCAAUCAGCAAGCUUUCGAGUCGUUUGAAAAGGCCAAGAAGGACCUGAAGAAAGUGGAUAAGGCUGACAUCAGCCAAAAAGAAGACGAAGCAAAUCCGAUCAAAAUGAACGGAACAGCUGAAGUAAAGAUGAAUGGAGUCCACGAACCAUCCGAGGAAAAGGAAAACAGCAAACCACAAAAAAUCGCUAAGAAAGAAUCACAGCCACAGAAGGUAAAGGAACCUCCAGCAGCAGCACCGACACCUGUACCAGCACAGAUGCCAACUCCAGUAGCGGCGGCGCCAGCACCAGCCCCAGCUCCAGCUCCUAAAGAAACCAAGAAGGACAAAAAGGAAAACAAAGUGUGGAGCAAGGAAGAACAGGCUCUUCUGGAGCAGGCCAUGAAGACUUACUCGACAUCGACGCCGGAUCGGUGGGACCGGAUAGCAGAAUGCAUCCCGAAUCGAACAAAGAAGGACUGCUUACGACGGGUGAAGGAACUGGUCGAUUUGGUAAAUGCCAAAAAAGAAGCACAGCAGGUUUCCGGCAAAUGAAGCGCCCGCGAGUGGCGGAGUGGCAAACGCGAGAGCAACUAUCUAUUACUAUUAGUGCCCCCUCUUGUCCUUCUUUCGUUGCGUUGGAAACCUCACCAGUUUGAUUCAUACAAUUAUAACAUCUCUGCGAUUAUAAUUUUACGUUUUUAGGUCUUGUAAAUACAUAAUGUCUUAAUACAGAAAACAUUAAAUGAGUGCUAGGAUAAACACUGAAAAA
This is a messenger RNA of Armigeres subalbatus, 2744 nucleotides long. Its product is annotated as dnaJ homolog subfamily C member 2. Gene Ontology annotation, cellular component: cytosol. Bases 422 to 2527 code for a protein of 701 amino acids. Gene Ontology annotation, molecular function: ribosome binding; Hsp70 protein binding. The record is from RefSeq and is a predicted model, not a curated record. NCBI's taxonomy places the organism in Eukaryota, Metazoa, Arthropoda, Insecta, Diptera, Culicidae. Gene Ontology annotation, biological process: regulation of translational fidelity; 'de novo' cotranslational protein folding. The transcript has 2 exons.